Molecule: messenger RNA, 1847 nt
Organism: Fulmarus glacialis (Northern fulmar)
Lineage: Eukaryota; Metazoa; Chordata; Aves; Procellariiformes; Procellariidae
Product: collagen alpha-4(VI) chain-like
Exons: 9
Molecular function (GO): serine-type endopeptidase inhibitor activity
Source: RefSeq, a predicted model, not a curated record
GGUAAUGCUGGCACACCAGGUUCCCUGGGAGAUCCAGGGGACCAAGGGCCAUCAGGACCUAUGGGUGCCAAGGGACCAAUGGGCACCAUUUUAAUGGAACCUUGUGAACUUGUGAAUUUUACACGAAAAAACUGCCACACAUGUCCAGUUUAUCCAACUGAAGUGGUGUUUGCCUUUGAUAUGUCUGAAGACGUUACACCAGUGGCAUUUGAAAGAAUGAGAAACAUUGUUAUGUUAUUGCUGAAGACCAUUAAGAUCAGUGAAAGCAAUUGCCCAACAGGCGCUCGUGUCUCUGUUGUUUCUUUUAAUACCAAUACGCGCUAUCUUAUCCGAUUCUCAGAAUUCCAAAAAAGCAACUUGCUGCUACAAGCAGUUCGGAGAAUACCACUAGAGAGAUCCACUGGAAAACGUAAUAUUGGGGCAGCCAUGAGAUUUGUCGCAAGAAAUGUCUUCAAACGUGUUCGUCAGGGCAUCCUCACAAGAAAAGUUGCCCUAUUUUUUGCUAAUGGUCCAUCACAGGAUGAUGUUGCCAUCAGCACAGCUGUACUUGAGUUGAGUGCCUUGGAUAUCACUCCAGUGGUUAUUGCCUUCAGUGAAGUGCCAAAUGUCAGACGUGCCUUCUCAAUUGAUGAUACGAGAAGAUUUCAAUUAUUUGUUUGGGAAAGACAGCAGGAUGAAAGUUUGGAGAGCGUCACAUAUUGUACACUUUGCUUCGAUAAAUGCAAACCAAGUACCAACUGCGAGGUGCCCUUUCCUCCCCCUGUUCUGAUGGAUAUGGAUAUCACUUACAUCAUGGACAGCUCUCACAGCAUCAGCAGUGAAGAGUUUCAGAGAGCCAAAGACUUUGUGAGCGACAUGCUAGAUCAGUUUGUCGUUUCCUCACAGCCAAACGAAUCAUAUGGAGGCAUCAGAGUGGCACUGGUGCAGCAGGCUCCCAGGGGCUUCCUACCUGACAGAAACCAGACCCCUGUGGCUUUGGAGUUUGAUCUAGUUACAUACAGCAAUAAAGAUUUGAUGAAGAAAUAUAUCCAAGAGUCUGUUCACCAACUGGAAGGGCCAUCAGCCAUUGCUUCUGCCCUGCAGUGGACAGUUGAAAAUGUAUUCUUUAAAGCCCCCAGACAAAGAAAACACAGGGUCAUAUUCGCAAUAGUUGGAAGCAAAACAAGCACAUGGGACAGAGAGAAGCUGAGAGAGAUUUCACUCGGAGCCAAGUGCCAAGGAUUCACCUUGUUCACUCUUGCGCUUGGCAAUGAUGUGAGAGACAAUCAGCUGAUGGAGCUGUCAAGCUCCCCCACAGACCAGCACUUACUGAUAUUGGGCAGGGUUUCAACAUCUGAGAUGGUAUAUGCUCAGAGGUUUAGCCGGGCAUUUCUAAAUCUUCUACAACAAGAAGUGAACAGUUAUCCUGCACCUGAACUUCAAGAAGAGUGUGAAAACUUAGAUCAGGGAGACACACAACAGCAAGUGUCUGUGAUUGAAAGGAUGCCUUUUCCUGGAACUGAUGAAACUGGUUACGGUCAUGGUUUAGAAGACAUUGAAAGAACUGAAAGUAGAGUUCUGGAGAAUAUUAGAGAGACCACCAAAGAACCUGUAUACACAAUGCCAGAAAUGAGAUAUGAUGAUGAGGAGAAUGAGUAUUUCACAGAGGAAGAUGCUGAAGGAGAAAAGCCACAUGAGUAUGGAGAAGCUCAGGAGGAGAACGAGGAAAACUUAGAGGCAACAGUAGAAACUAGAGCUGCCUAUAGUGAUUAUGAUGCAUGUGACCUUGUUCAAGAUAGUGGAGAAUGUCAGAAUUACGUUUUGAAGUGGUACUACGACAAAGAGCAGAAAAUGUGUGGUCAGUUCUG